UGCCGAGGAUUAAUCUCUUACCGUAACACGCUCUAACUUGGACGAAACGCGAAAAAGCUUAGUUGUUUCUAUAUUCCACGCACUAAAACAUGUCGGACAGCACCUCUUACCUGCUGCAUCCACCGUCUGAACCCGGUGGAACAAUUCCUCCUGACACCGACCACUCUGUUUCAGUUUCUUUACCUUUAUGGAAGCAUAAUGUGUGGUAUGAAAUGGGAAUUCCAGAGUUUUUGGCUACCUUCCAGACUGGUUAUCCUCGGUUUUUGUUAAACAAAUACGUAAAACAACUCAUUGAGUAUGUUGCAACCGUUGAACAUUUAAAUCACUCCGAAGACGGUGAAACAGCUCUUCUUUUUCCUACUAUGAGCGUUGUCAACCAAUGUAUCGAGUUUGUUACCACAUACGGAAAACUGCCUGCUGAAACACUCCGGGUGGUUGACCUGAAGGACGUCGUUGCACACGACUUUGGUGAUCUCUUGGACACGAAGGCUUUGAACUUCAGUAUUUAUGCUCUGAUCUUCCGAAAGGCGGAUUUCCCCGUGGUGAAACAGUUUUGGCAACACAGUGGCGACGGCAUUUCCAGUCGUCGUGCAGAGGAUGCAUUGAGAAUUCUCUCGGACAUCCGCGACAGAGUCAAUAAGCGGCUUGUAGAACGUUCGAUCUCUCAUUUCAAGGGCAAGAGUCGUUACUCUUCCAAGUCAGACCUGCAGGCUUUGAACAACUGUUUCCAGACGGAUCUGAAGGCCGACGAAAAGAAAAACCUCGAGAGCGAUGCGGCUUUGUACCUCGAAGAACGGUAUGCUCGCAACAUGGAGGCCAGUCUUGCACCUGCAGCGAAGAGGGUUCUUCGUCGACGCAUCCUUGGCACUCUGAAGGACGAGGUUGAUUUGACAAAAGAUAUUCCCGAAACUGCCGUCGGCGAAACACUUCGUGAUGUUGAGGGUUUGACGGAAAACGACGUGUAUCUUUUUCCCGCCGGCAUGAGCGCAAUUUACAAUGCUCAUCGCACAAUCCGUCUUACUUUUGGAAACAUUCUGAAGUCCGUUUGCUUUGGCUGGACGUAUGUGGAUACUAUGAAGGUGCUUGAAAAGUUCGGGCCCGGUAGUUACUUUUAUGGUUUCAAUGAUGAAAAGCGUUUGGAUGAGUUGGAGGCUUUGUUGGAGUCGGGUGAGCGCGUUCUUUGCCUCUUCUGUGAAUUCCCUUCAAAUCCACUGUUGAACGCUCCCAACUUGGAUCGUAUCCGCAAGUUGUCUGAAAAGUACGACUUCCCUGUCGUAGUUGAUGAGACUGUUGGAAACUUCGUCAAUGUUGAAGUACUUCCAAUGGUUGACAUUGUGGUCAGCAGUUUGACAAAGGUAUUCAGUGGUGACAGCAAUGUUCUUAGUGGAAGCAUGGUCCUGAAUCCCCAUAGUCGUUAUUACUCGAAGUUCAAGAAAACGUUGGACGAGAAUUACGAGGACAAUCUUUUUGAUUUAGAUGCUCUUACCUUGGAGCGCAACAGUCGUGAUUUUGAGUACCGUGCCAAAGUCAUCAAUCGUAAUGCUGAAAUGAUCGCUGACCUUCUGCAUGAGCAUCCCAAGGUGAAGCGCGUUCACUAUCCCAAGUACAAUCCUUCUGGUCCCAAUUUUGAAGCCCGCAGAACGGCGAAUGGAGGUUAUGGUGGUCUUUUAUCCGUCGUUUUCAAGAACCCGGAUGAUGCCAUCAAGUUUUACGAUACCUUAAAGGUUGCAAAGGGCCCGAGUUUGGGAACAAACUUUACUCUCGCAUCUCCAUACGCAGUUCUUGCUCACUUCAACGAGUUGGAUUGGGCUGAACAGGCUGGCGGCAUUGAUCCUCAUUUGGUUCGUAUUAGUGUCGGAAUGGAACCCGAAGAUCAUCUCCUUAAGGUCUUUGAAGAAGCUUUGAGUUAAAAACACAAAACGCGAACACUCGUUUCAUCACUUUCGUUUUUGUCUUUGAGCGAUAAAACAUGCUCGAGCGCUUUUGUUUGCCGUUGCGUUGCUCAUUCUGAGAUUACUUCGGAAAUGGUUACAGAUAAAGUAAUCAUUUGUACCGCCAUUUAAAUGUCUUUCUCCGAGAGCUUCCUUUCAAGUACUACACAUAAAUUUGUUUGGUGCUUUUUCGAUGUUCAACACAUACUCCUUUUCCUAUAGAUGCCUAUCCUGCAAAGCGUUUGCGUCGAGUUACGCUUUUGCAGUGUAAGGCUAUAUUCCCUAUUUUCCGAUGUCUACAAUGCCCAUCGUGCGGGCGUGAUGUUAAUUAUUACGGUAAUUUUAAACUUUUUUUUUGUUUUAAAUAUUUGGAUUUCUUAAAUGAGGAUGUUAAAGCUUUUAUUUCUAUUCAAAAACAGCAAUUGAGCUCUAGCUUCGGAGAUGCAAUGAACAACGAAAAGAGGGAAACAAUUGUACACAUAAGAAAUGUAAAUUGGUAGUACUUGAAGCGCGUACUGAAUUUCAUUUUCGGUGUAUGGUUUUUUGAACCCUUUCAAACCCUUGGCAUCUAUCCUUAUUUUUCCCCCCCUGCUAACAGAAAAAUCAAGUUGCUGCUCUCCUAACAUUUCUGUAUUUGUUAAAGU
This is a messenger RNA of Schizosaccharomyces japonicus yFS275, 2575 nucleotides long. Its product is annotated as cystathionine gamma-synthase. Lineage: Eukaryota; Fungi; Ascomycota; Schizosaccharomycetes; Schizosaccharomycetales; Schizosaccharomycetaceae. The record is from RefSeq and is a predicted model, not a curated record. The transcript has a single exon. The coding region runs from base 90 to 1910 and encodes 606 amino acids. Gene Ontology annotation, biological process: transsulfuration; sulfur amino acid metabolic process. Gene Ontology annotation, molecular function: pyridoxal phosphate binding; cystathionine gamma-synthase activity.